CUCUCUCUCGUCAUUCUUCAUCCUUUGCCAAUUGCCAAUUUGCCAUCCAAAAAACCAAACUCUUUAAUCUUUUAUUCUUUAGAAAUGGCUCUUGCUUCCGUCUCUCCAUUUUCUGUAAAAGCCCUACAAUUGUCGUCGUCUUCUUCUUCGGUUGGGAAUAAUCUGGAACAUGUCUCGAGGCCCUCCGUCGUUAUCUGUAGCGCCUCACCGGAAAGCAGGCCCAAUCCUUUCGAAUCGAAGAAGUUGAAGGCUCUAAUGUCGACUGCAUUGGCAACUGCGGUUAUAAGCUUCAACUCCGGACUGCCAGCUCUCGCCGAUCUCAACAAAUAUGAAGCGGAGGUCCGUGGUGAAUUCGGGAUUGGAUCUGCAGCCCAAUUUGGUUCUGCUGAUCUCAGGAAAGCGGUUCAUGUGAAUGAGAAUUUCAGACGAGCCAACUUCACAUCUGCCGAUAUGAGGGAAUCUGAUUUCAGUGGUUCAACAUUUAAUGGCGCAUACCUUGAAAAGGCGGUAGCAUACAAGGCGAAUUUCACAGGUGCGGACUUGAGUGACACAUUGAUGGACCGCAUGGUUCUUAAUGAAGCUAACUUCACAAAUGCUGUGCUCAUUAGAUCUGUACUUACCCGCAGUGAUCUUGGGGGUGCAGUCAUUGAAGGUGCUGACUUCAGUGAUGCUGUCUUGGAUCUUCCUCAGAAGCAGGCUCUGUGCAAAUAUGCAAGUGGAACGAAUCCUGUUACAGGGGUGAGCACGAGAGCUAGUCUGGGUUGCGGCAACAGUCGUCGUAGCGCUUAUGGGAGCCCAUCAUCUCCUCUAUUAAGUGCCCCACCACAGAAACUGCUUGAUCGGGAUGGAUUCUGUGACCAAGCUACGGGCCUCUGUGAUGCAAAGUGAUGGGGUGAAUGAAUACCAUUAUCUUGUAUUUGUGAAUAUACACAUGGAGGCGUCAAAAGAAUCAUCCUUGUCGAUCAAUUCAGUUUAUGGAUAACUGUCAAGAGACAAUCGAACAACAACGAGCUUGUAUCUAUUUGUAUUUGUUUUAAACAAAAUGUGAAGCAAAAAUUUCUGAAACAGCAUUAUGACCUCCAUUCUCCGUUUUGGCAUCUGAAUAUUCCUUUUAUUUUGAAAGCCAA
Molecule: messenger RNA, 1127 nt
Organism: Nelumbo nucifera (sacred lotus)
Lineage: Eukaryota; Viridiplantae; Streptophyta; Magnoliopsida; Proteales; Nelumbonaceae
Product: Pentapeptide repeat-containing protein
Source: RefSeq, a predicted model, not a curated record